Marasmius oreades (fairy-ring Marasmius) is the source of this 1344-nucleotide messenger RNA. RefSeq lists its product as uncharacterized. Bases 652 to 1344 code for a protein of 230 amino acids. Gene Ontology annotation, molecular function: guanosine deaminase activity. Lineage: Eukaryota; Fungi; Basidiomycota; Agaricomycetes; Agaricales; Marasmiaceae. The record is from RefSeq and is a predicted model, not a curated record. Gene Ontology annotation, biological process: purine nucleoside catabolic process. The transcript has 3 exons.
CAUCUUUGGCGUUAGAUUUUGAAGGAUCGCAUUGGCGACGCGAAAUUCAUCAGUGAAACUCGCUCCUCGAGAAACCUGGAAGCGGAGAUGCUAUUCCGUGCACGCAGCGCAGGCACUACCGGAUUCUUGAGGGCGUCUGGUAUGCGCUGACAACGCGGGAUGCGGUCCUGGUCCCAUGCGGAGAACGAGCGUCGGGAUUCGGCUAAGUACCCAGUCUCCUCGAUAUCGAAAAUCUUCUUCCAGGUGCCGACUGCCGAGAAUUUCGAGAUUACUUUCCUACCAAAGUUCAAUCAGUUAAUGUCGCAGUAUCUUUUCCAUUGAUGACUAUCUGGUUCCUCAGUUUCCAGAUUAGAAAGGCACAGAGAUGAGAAUCUGGUGCAACCUGGAUGCACCGUGUUGAGGCUUUCCCUCGUCGUCAUUUGGUGAGCUGUUGCAACAUGCUAGGACGGUUCCCAUUGUUGGACUCCCGCCCAGCACGGGGCCUCACGUUCGAAUAAACUGUAUUCCAUUGAUUUGGUAGCAUCUUUCCAGUUGAUUCUUGGUUGAUUCGUUCACAGGGAGACAGAGCGCGGGUGUCGUUCCUGUAACUCAUGUACCCGCACCCCUCCAACCCAACCCUUUUUCACAGUGACAGUCUGGUUCAUCCCUUCCAUGAUUCAAAUACUCAAGUCGGUGUUCCUCCUCGGGGUCGCCAGUUCAGCACUCGCGCAUAUCCACUCUGGCAACCAAAUCCCGUUUAGCGAUCCAAGAUUCACACUGAACGGGAUACCCUUCUCAACGCGUGCCUACUGGAUGCGGCGCGCCAAUGAAGCUCUGCCGAAUCCUUGCCCUUUCGCUGCUUUUGGGACAGUCAUAGUCAAUCACACAGGGAAUCCAGGCUUGGGAGAGCUCAUCUGUACCGGCUCAAACAACAACAGUGCCACGGGCAACCCUACCCUUCACGGCGAGAUCUCAGCCAUCAACAACUGUACCACCAUCCUUACUUCUCCUGCUGGCCCAUACCGCCUCACUCCAUCACAAGCCAGUGCGGCAUUUACAUCCCUGACUCUCUAUACCAACGCGGAGAGUUGCCCGAUGUGUGCCUCUGCGAUCCGUUGGGCCGGGUUUAGAGAGUACGUGUAUGGGACGAGUAUCCCGACGCUUAUCGAGAAGGGGUGGGGGCAGAUUCGCAUUGUGUCGGCAGAAGUGUUCCAGCAGAGUUUCGAAUUGCCUAACCCGAGCAGGUUGCUGGGUGAAGUAUUGACGAAUGAGACGGAUCCCUUAUUUUCAUGGCAGUUCGACCCCGAUUUUCUUUGCCCCGCGGGCUGUGAAAGGCUGGGAGGAAGAUGUCAAUCGCUGCCAUGA